Messenger RNA from Linum tenue, 1745 nucleotides. NCBI's taxonomy places the organism in Eukaryota, Viridiplantae, Streptophyta, Magnoliopsida, Malpighiales, Linaceae. The record is from the annotation of a GenBank genome assembly.
UGCAAAACAGAGGAAGGAAGUUGUGAGAAAUCACAUAGACAUCCAUUUCCUUUGCCUAAGCCAGAGCCAUGAUGAUCUUUCUCCUCCUCCUCUUCUCCUACAUCACUUUCCACCUCCACAAACUCAUAUUCCAGAGCAGAGCAAACUCAUGCUGCUACAUGCUGCACUACGAGUGCUACAAGGGCACCGAAGACAGGAAGCUCGACACCGAAACCUGUGCCAAGAUCGUGAUGAGGAACAAGAACCUUGGGCUGCAAGAAUACAGGUUCCUCCUCCAGACAAUAGUCAGCUCUGGCCUUGGUGAAGAAACUUACGGCCCAAGAAACGUCCUGGAAGGCAGGGAAGCCACUCCACUCCUCGCGGACUCCCUCUCGGAGUUUGAUGACAUCGCCUUCGACACCUUAGACGCCCUCUUCGCCAAGACCGGAAUCUCCCCAACUGACAUCGACAUCUUGGUGGUCAACGUCGCCCUGUUUUCCCCUGAACCUUCUCUGACUUCUAGGGUUGUCAACAAGUACAAGAUGAGGGAAGACAUCAAGACGUUCAACAUUUCCGGGAUGGGAUGCAGUGCGAGCAUUGUGGCCAUCGAUUUGGUCAGGCAACUGUUCAAGAGUCACGGCAAGGCUUUGGCCAUUGUGGUGAGCACAGAGUCGAUUGGACCAAACUGGUACUGUGGGAAGGAGAGGUCCAUGAUUCUGUCCAACUGCCUGUUUCGGUCCGGUGGGUGUUCGAUGCUGCUGACCAACAAUGGGAGCUUGAAGGGGAAAGCAGUGAUGAAACUGAAACAAUCGGUGAGAACCCAUUUGGGAGCAGAUGAUGAGGCAUACAACUGCUGCAUUCAAAUGGAGGAUAAGCUUGGACAUCAAGGCUUCCUCCUCACAAAGGGACUGACUAAAGCUGCUGCUGUAGCCUUCACAUUGAACCUAAGGGUUUUGGUCCCCAAGAUACUCCCAGUGAAGGAUCUCUUACACUAUGUCCUCCACACUUACAAUCGAAAGAUGGCGAAAGGCGGGGUUAAUCCAUCGCUUGAAGCAGCAGGAGAAGGGCUUAACAUGAAAGCAGGAAUUGAGCACUUCUGCAUACACCCUGGUGGGAGGGCAGUGAUUGAUGGGGUUGGGAAGAGCUUGGGUCUCGACGACUACGAUCUCGAGCCAUCUCGAAUGGCAUUGCACCGAUUCGGGAACACCUCGGCGGGUGGGCUGUGGUAUGUGUUGGGGUACAUGGAGGCCAAGAAGAGGCUUAAGAGAGGUGACAGGAUAUUCAUGAUUGGGUUUGGUGCAGGUUUCAAGUGUAACACUUGUGUGUGGGAGGUGACUAGGGAUUUGGCAGAUGGGAAUGUUUGGGGAGAUUGCAUUGAUUCUUACCCUCUUCCUCCACUCAAUGUCAGCCCUUUCAUGGAGAAGUUUAGCUGGAUUAAUGAUGAAGUUCUCACCCAUGUGGAUCUCACUUCUGCAUUCAACAAGAUCCAAGUUGGUUUCCUUUUCUGGAUAUUUUCUUGGUCGCGCAUUUCGUCACCACUAGCAGCUUCUUGUUACUCCCGCUCGAACCCGACCCGGAACCGCCCGACCCGGUUGGAGCCAAUGCGGUGGUCGCAGCCGCCGGGGCGGCGAAGAUGGGGUAGGAGAUGCGGCGGGGAUUGGAGAAAGGGCGGUGGCGGGGAUCUCGGAGUUGUUGGUGAUAUCGCAGUCGCGAAGAGUGCGGUGGUCUUGCAGCUCGGGCCCGCCGCUUUUGGAUUGAAGGACUAG